Molecule: messenger RNA, 907 nt
Organism: Micropterus dolomieu (smallmouth bass)
Lineage: Eukaryota; Metazoa; Chordata; Actinopteri; Centrarchiformes; Centrarchidae
Product: urokinase plasminogen activator surface receptor-like
Exons: 3
Coding region: 245-679 (144 amino acids)
Source: RefSeq, a predicted model, not a curated record
AACUUAUUUUAUCCACCCCUUGGGGAAAAAAAGCUGAUGUUUUUGACAUAUCUAAGUUUUGUGUUUCAUCAGCCUACACUGCUGACCACUUGAAGUGGUCUGCAGUGUAGAGCGCUGAGAGUCCUUUUAUAUACAGGUGAGGUAUUUUGUGGUGCAUUGUUUUUAUUGUAAAACUGCUUUGCAAGGCUCAGUUUAAAAAGCUUAUUCUUUUACUGCAGGGGGUUCGAAAGUUGCUGAUCUCAACAUGAAAUCGUGUGCUUUGGCUGAAGAGUGUUUUGAGGGCUCAGUCCACUUUGGAAUCAACAGAACCGUCUUUGCCAGCAAGUGUUGCACCUCCGACCUCUGCAACGCCCAGCCUGCCACUGAACCCAGUAAAUCCAAUCCCAAUGGUAAAAAGUGCUUCAGUUGUGAAAGUAAAAAGUGCACCGCAACUCUAAACUGCGAGGGGAAUGAGGACCACUGCAUCUCAGCAGCAGUGAACACAGGAGGUGUACAGACUAACGUGAAGGGCUGUGCUUCUAAGCAGAUCUGCUUAAAUAUGGCAAAUUCACAGAUUUCAGGAGCCAUUGGAGCGGAAAUUAGCUGCUGUCAGGGUGACUUCUGCAAAAGUGCCAGCAGCACAUGUGCUGGUCUUCUGCUCCUGGUGGCACCGUUGUUGUCUUUGGUCAUGUUCUCUUAACUGGUGGAGUUGCCAGCAUCACUGCUCAGCGUUUCCUCUCAUCUCUGUAUGGCCUCUUAGUGCUCCCACACCUUUUUUUUAAUAUCCUUUCAAGCGACUAGUGAGGAAGUAGAAAGUUUAGCAUUUUCCUUAGUCUCGUGCCUCUUACAGAUUUAACCUGCUUAUUUUCUUUUUUGCUUGUUGCCUACAAAGAUCGCAUUGAAUAGCUCUUUGUUUUUUCUUAAGUAA